CAGACAAUUUAUAAAUUAAUGUUUGCUUAGUUUGCUAGUAUAAUUUUUUCUUAAAAUUGUCAUGCUGAUCAAGAAAGUUGUAGUGAAACACACCAAGGAAAAAAAUGAGUUUGUUAUGGAAGAAGAGUUAACAAAGAUUGAUCUUGGAGAACAUGAAGUGUUAGUUAAAAUUUUGUGUUGCAGUGUUUCAUCUGUUUCCGAUCAGGUGUUAAAAAGGUGGCAUUCUCAUGGUAAUGAAGAGUUUAUAUAUCCAUUUGGUAGAGAGAUAUCAGGAUUAGUUCAAGCAGUUGGUUCCUGUGUAACAUUGUGCAAAUUAGAGUCUAAUGUUGCUGGUGUCAUUCCAUUAGAUUCUACAUACUCUGGUUGUGCAAAUUUUUGUGUGAUGUCAGAAUUUGAUUUAGUUCAAAAACCUGAAAGUGUAAGUCAUUUGGAUGCAUCAUGUAGUAUUGGUGAUGGAGUAAAAGCAUACACAGCACUUUUUUAUCAAGCAAAACUUUUAAGCAAUGAAACAAUUUUAAUUUUUGGUGCUUCGAAGGGCUAUGGAAUUCUUGCUGUUCAACUUGCUAAAAGCCUUCGUGCAAAGGUGAUAGUUAUUGGAGCAAGUGAUGAAGAAAUGGAAUUUUUUAAAAGCAUGCAACCAAAACCAGAUUGUAUCAUUGAUAUGCGUACUAAAAAUUGUGAUUUGAUCAACAUUUGUAUGGAGGAAACUGGAGGCAUAGGAAUAGAUUGCAUUAUUGAUGAUGGAGUUGAAAUGUAUUCUGAUGAAUUCAAAGAAGCUAAAACUGCUUUCAAAUUCUUACCAUCUAAACAUGAACUUAUAACCUGCCUUGCAGCUGGUGGGAGAUGGAUUACUACUCAAAGUGAUCUGCAGGUUGAUCCGCCAGACUCUGAAACACUAUUCUUAAAAUGUGCAUCCAUACAUUUCCUGUUUGAAGAUGUGUGGACUCUUUCAAGAUAUAUGGAUUAUGCCCAGCGGCCCAAGGAAAAUAUCUUCACAUACUAAAUGAUAUUAUGGCAAAAGUUGAGGCUGGCACUCUAAGACCAACUGUCCAUCAUACAGUCUUUCUUGACGAUUGCGUUGAUAACCUUCCUCACAUAUUGGAUUCAACAAUCGGAAAAGUAGUAAUAAAAAUAUAGCAACUAAUAAAAUAUAUAUCAUGUAUAUUAAAAAAAGAAACUUAGAAACUUGA
Molecule: messenger RNA, 1190 nt
Organism: Hydra vulgaris (swiftwater hydra)
Lineage: Eukaryota; Metazoa; Cnidaria; Hydrozoa; Anthoathecata; Hydridae
Source: RefSeq, a predicted model, not a curated record